AUCGCUCUUCCACACCGCGCGACUUUCCUUUCACUCCUGACGUAGUGAAGUGGGAUCCAAGCGCGCGAGGCUGAGAUAAGAAGCCCCGCCUCCCACUCUAAAUUCAGCUUUUUACUCCCACCGGCGGCAACGAGCCCAAUCAAGCUUUCUUAUUGUCACCCGAAUAGGAGCAUUCUCAACAUGGCAGACCCAGACCAGAACAAAGACAACUUCAUCAGCUCUCUCCGCGUGGUCAUCGAAGCGCACGCUGUUGCCCACGCCGCUAAGGACGAGCUACUCGCUGUGAAAGAUGCCCAAAUUACCGCACUGAAGGAGUCAGCAGAACGCAAGCUACAGCAUAUAGACUACCUCGAGAAAGUACGCCAGACUACGAGUCAAGUCAACGAACAAGAUCUACGUGGCUAUCGCGACAAUGACGACGACAACGACGACGACGAAGACGCCCAUACCAGUGACUACAACGGCAAUAACGUCGACUACUACGAUGGCGACCUGCCAAUCAGCGACUACUACGACUUGUACAAGCCCUCCCGUUAUAACGCCGAACAACAGACGCAGAAAAACAUUAUCGAGACUCAGCUGUCGACCGCAAUGGCGGAGCUAAAGGUUGCAACAAACAUGAAAAAGUUGAGCGAAGUUGAGAUGUCCAACGUCUCCCAUGAGGUCCAAGAAAUAUCAUAUCGCAAGAACAAGCUAGAGAACAGCAUCAAGAAACUAGAGGUGAAGCAGGGGAAUAUCGAGCUGCACGUUGGUAAACUAGAGUUACACGUCAGUAAUCUUGAGACCCAGAAGACGAAGUUGGAGGUGCAUAUCGGGAACAAUCACGAAGACGCAGAAUGGGAACAACGUAUGGGCCGACACCGUACACUACCACGCCACUUCACCGUCUCCAGCUUUCUUGUCGCCUCAAACCCCUCUCCAAGGUCAAACUGUCCCCCAACUGCGAGAUCAAGCCCCUCUUCCCAAUGGUUCGCGUUAUUCUCGCGGUCAUGGCCAAUCUCUUGGAAGGCCGCCCAUGCCGCGCUUCCGCAACAACUGUAUUCGCCGCGGAUGCCGCGAGGUCGGGUGCCAUUUCGUGCAUGCUAAGCAGGUCCAGGCUUAUGGCAACGAGAUCAACAAGCUCCCCAGGUAUAAGAAAGGCAAGAACUAGGAGUCUUGUCCGUUCAGGAUUGGACCGAAGAAA
Cucurbitaria berberidis CBS 394.84 is the source of this 1183-nucleotide messenger RNA. RefSeq lists its product as uncharacterized. Bases 181 to 1086 code for a protein of 301 amino acids. Lineage: Eukaryota; Fungi; Ascomycota; Dothideomycetes; Pleosporales; Cucurbitariaceae. The record is from RefSeq and is a predicted model, not a curated record. The transcript has 2 exons.